GCCCGCCGACCCCGGCGCAAUCAGCGUUUGCGUCCGGUGCUACAUGCGCGCGCAAAGUUGAUGUGUGCGCAGAGCGGGAGGGGGCGGGCGCUGGGAAAGGAGUUGGUGAGAGCGGCCUUGCGCAGCGGAGGCGCUGCUGUGAUCGUGAUGCCCCGCGCCAGCAGCAGCCGUUCAAGCAAGCCGUCUUCCAGCCGGUACAAAACCAGCGGAUCCAGCUCCCGUUCAUCUAGACGCCGCAGCUCGCACCGCUCGCGCUCGCGUUCCCGCUCCCGGUCUCCGCGGAGCCGCCGCCGGCACCGCUCGCCCUCCAGCGGACGCUCUUCGCGCCGGUCGACGCCUUCGCGACGCAGUAGUCGGAGACGCUCUCCAGCCAAGCGCUCUCGGUCUCCAGCCAAGCGCUCUCGGUCUCCAGCCAAGCGCUCUCGGUCUCCAGCCAAGCGCUCUCGGUCUCCAGCCAAGCGCUCUCAGUCUCCAGCCAAGCGCUCUCAGUCUCUUGACAAACACUCUUCAAGUUUGAGUGAUGAGAACAGGGAUGACUUGGCUGAUGGUCCAAUAUUUAGCAGUGACCUUCCACGCCCUCGAAGCAUUGAGCGAUAUUCCUUGAGCAAGGAAACUCCUUCUAGUCCUUCCAAUACAGGACAAAAUGAGGAUUAUCUCUUUAGAGACAAUUUUCUCCAUCAGUCAAACUAUAGCACGAGCUAUAACCAUCUACAAUAUCUCCCAAGCGAAACGGAAAGGUAUAAUAUGCUACUUGGGAAGCCAUCAGAGGAUACAGGGCAAGACCUAGAACUUCCUAAGCAUGACACAGACGACAGACUGCUUGAGAUAGGCAUAGAGCCUGAGGGUUUCUUGCCUGGGUCGUGGAACUUCUGCAAACAAGAUCCUAGUAGGAGCCCAAGCCUGCCAUUCCACGAUGUGGAUUUACGUGUACUUGAAUAUGCUGGGACAAAAAGCAAAGAGGAGGAGCUGAGCAGAAAUUUCAGUCAAGAACCUGAACUUAAAUAUCUGUGUAGACCUAAUGAAAUACCAGCAAUGCCCAAAAAAUCUAUCCUGAAGAAACCCAGGGAUAAUCCUUCUGUGCAGCCUGAAGUCUUUUCUAGCAAUUCUGCCUCUCUCAAAGAGCCCUCUCUUCUUUUAGAUCAUCCUCCUUUUCCCCAGAGAACCAACAGCAUUGCUCCUUUUUCAACUGAGGUGGUGAAAUUCCUCAAACUGUUCAAUAAAAAUGUAGCUGUAGAACCUGCAAAUAUGACUUCUGAAGGCAAUGUGCAUAAUUGGAAGCUGUAUUCUGGCCAAAAAGAAAACAUUUCCCAUUAUAAACAGAAUUUUGGGAGCUUUUUGAAUCAGAGAGAGUGUCAUGAGUCCACAUCAGAGCCUGAAGACCAGCACAGUGACUUCUUGCUUCCUCAUGAAAGAGCCAGCCAGGAUGGGAACGGCUUUUCAUGCAUUCUGGGUAUGAAAACAGAUUCUACCAGUGCUCAAGAAAAGAGAAGGAACAGCUUCCUUGAUGAUGUUGAGGAUGAAGAGAAGUUUCUUUAUGGUGAUAAUGGGGAUGACUCAUUUUUUAUUCAAAGGAUAACAUUGAGUGGUGAUAAAGAACAUGGAAGAAAGACAAUAAACUCUCCUCCUGCUAGUCCACCUGUAAAAUCAGACACUUUAGAAGAAUCCAGACCAGAGCAUGAGAAAAUUUUUGACUUGCUCAAAACUAUUGGUCUUGACAUUGGGGUGGCUGAAAUUGGUAGGCUUGCUGCCCGCACUCAGGAACGACUCCAUGGGAAGAAAGUAUCUCGUUCUCCUGAUCGUCAUUCAGUGGCUUCUCGUAAACCUAGGAAAGAAUCUAGGGAGUCUAAGGAAAGGCACUGCAGUCAAAGUGACACUCAUUCUCCAGAGUCAAGGCGGAACCACUCUCCCUCUCCUCCUGAUUCUUUCCCACCAUCUAAAGAGAUGUCUCCUGCUUCACAUUCUAAGGACACUAAAAGCAAAACUGCAUCACAAGAUUAUUUCCCACAAGAGCCUGUUCCCAUGGCAUCUCCAAUUCCGUCUGCCCCACCUUGUCUUCCUCAUAUGUUUCCUUCUCCUAUAAAUCCCCAGUAUAGCGUUCCAUCCUUCUUACCAUUUGGUGCAACUCAUCUGCCACAAAACUAUCCACAAAACUAUCCACAAAACUAUCCACAGAACUAUCCACAAAACUAUCUACAAAACUAUCCACAAAAUUAUCCACAAAACUAUCCACAAAACUAUCCACCUAACUAUCCACCUCCCACAAUGCCCCCUCCUAACUAUAAUCCAUAUGGACAGUAUUUCACUUAUGCAGCUUCUGGCUGGUCCGUGUAUGCUCCUCCCCAGCAGGCUGCUCCUCCCCAGCAGGCUGCUCCUGAAUUUCCAAAUGAACUUGGGUGUGGUAUUCCAACAGUGCCACCAGAUCCUUCACUUUCCAACCUCGGAGUUAUUCCAACAGUUACCACAAUACGAAGGAAAAAUAAAUCUACGGUUGUUCAAAUCCCUCAUUCCAAAUUGCCUCCUCAGCCUACCCACACAUUGCCUCCUCAGCCUACCCUCAAAGGUGCUAAGGAAAAAAUAUAUGAUGAAAGAAAGCGAGCUAUUCAGAAACAAAAGGUAUUGGAGGAAAUAGGGAAAUUGAAGGCUGAACAAGAACCACGACAGAAGAAACUGCAUUAUAUGACAGUUGAGUUAAACAGACUUACAAAACUGGAAGGGGAAAUGUCGCGGAAGAUGCGUAAGGCAGAAGAUCCCUUGCUGGCGGAAGUGAGCCAACUACGACAGAAGAUAGCAAAUGAAGUUGUUGAGCUGGAGAUACUUUCUGAUUUGGCAGAGAAAAAACAAUCUGAGCUUGACAAGGUAGCUCUGAUCCUGGGGAUUGACAUUUUUGAGAAAGCUGGGAAGCAGUCUUCUGAAAAUAAAGACAAGUCAGAAAAAUCCAAGUCAGAAAAUGGAAAAAAAUAAGGAGAAAACUUGCAACUCAAUCCAGUUGGAUACUUCAGUUGGAGAAGAUGACCUCUUUGUGGACGGAUGCUGGCCUACAACCCUGAAAGAAUAACGUCGGAGAAUUCUGCAGAAAAACGAAAAGAGGGACAAAUAGUAUAGGGACAUGAAUACUUACCAGAUAUCUGGAGAGAUUGCCGGGACGGUGUUACAGUUAUGUUUAUUUGUCUAGUUAUAUUUUGUUAUACGUAUAUGAAAACCAAUAAAAAGUAGUUAUAGAAAAAGCAGUGGAGAAAGAGGCAUUUGAUAGAGUAGAAUGGAGAUUUUUCUUUUAUGAACUGAAAGUAUUUGGUAUAAUACCCCAAUUCUUAACUUGGAUUUGCUGGAAGUUGGGGAAGUGUGACCCUGUUGAUUAUAUUGAUGUGCUUCCAGAGGCAAGGCUUUUUGUGAACAAGGACAUUGUUAUUCCUUUUGAGACUGUGGAACUAAAAGUUACUAUCCAUACCAUGUCAAACUUUUGUUUUCAUUUUAUUUGAUCACACUAUUUCCAGUCUAUACCAGUGAGUGGAUCAUGCUAAGAUAUGUUUGGAACAAAACAUUUCACCCUUUGCAACAUAUCCAUCAUCAUUCCUAUCAUUUCCCUUUUCCACUCUUGUUUCCUGACCAUGAAUGCAUGUAUUUCAUAGACCUGCAUGUGCUUAAAAAAAUUAAGUUGGAAUGCUGGUAUUUCAGAACUUUGACGUUCUGUUUGGCCAUAGUCAGUUCUCCUUUUCCUACUGUACUUCAUUUCUAAUCACAAUGUAAUUUGUAUAAUGUGAUUGAAAAACAGCCUAUGUCUUCUGUACAAUGACACAUGCACACAAUGUAACUGGCAAAUACCUCUUUUUACUAAAAGUUGGAACAUUUAUUAUGAUCAUUCAUUAUAAAUUGCUAACAAUUGCUGGAAACCUUAAAUUGCAAUUUUGCAAAAAAUAAAUAAUAAAGCUGCAGGAAUUUGUCCAUAUACACUGUGCGAAGGUCUUCAAUAAAGAGAUCUCUGGAACAUUAUAAAAGUAAUAACAUGCCUGGUAGUAAUGGAAAGAAACAAAAUUGCAUGGAUGGUGUGAUCAGGUGAGAGCAGAAGAGAAGAGCUGUGAUUAUAGGAUUGCUUUCUGGAAUUUUCAUUUGUUGUUGUUGUUUAGUCGUGUCCGACUCUUCGUGACCCCAUUUACCCAAAUCCAAACCAUAGCCAAAUAACCGUAAAGGGUAAAAGAGCAAAGAGGCAUCCAUACAUAAAGUUUUUUGUGGAUGAAAGGAAGAAACAUCGUGGGAUGUUUGCACAAGGAUGACAAGAUGGUGUGGAUGCCCGGGGGGGGGGCACAGGAAACUGAGGAAAACUGCACAAUGUCUGUCUCAAACACCGUUGAUGUUUCAGGGGCUUUCAACCAUGGCAGCCUUCUGGUUAGGCCCUCUUGAGUUGGAGCUGACUCCAGAUGGUGGUGUUAGUUGAUGAUUGCUUGAUCCCUUGCCAAACGUGCUUUGGGGUCCUACAGCAUUCUCUCAUUUCUCCAGUACCAUUAUACAUUUAAACAAAAAUGCUGGAAAAGGGUUUUGUAAUUACGGAGUGAAACAGUUUAAUAAUUAGUCUGUAAAUGGAAACUGCAAAGUUUAAAGUACCAUAGUCAUGAAUGAUUCUGGCAAGUAUAUGUAGAAUAGAUAGAAGACAGAAACAUAUGGUGUGCCUGGUAAUUGAGAUGUAACCCAUGGAUGUGAAACUUGUAGCCUUCCAGGUGACGUUAGCCUUGCCAUCAGCCCCAGCCACCAUGGGCAAUGAUCAGAGAUUAUGGCAGUUGUAGUUCAACAUCAUCUGGAGGGCUAAAUGUUCGGUUUGGGGGUAGCAGUUGUGCAUGGGUUCCAUGUUUGAAGGUAUAGGAGACAGGAUGGAUCGCAGUAAGGAGAAAUGUGAUUGAGAGGAGAGAGCUACUAGCAAUUCAAAGAAGGAGUUCAGAUUCUAAUGUUUUGUUGAGAGUCCAUACACAAGUAAGAGAGGUCAAUGCCCAUGUUCUCAAACAACCAAAAGAAGGACUUCUCUUUUCUGGCAAUCUAGGAUGAAGGCACUUCUAAAGGUGAUUCUUUUGAACCCCAAGAUUGCUCUUCUCUCCAUUUUUGCUGCGGAUGCCCAGGACCUUACUCAAAUGGAUCUUCUUAUCUGCCUUAUCGUGGCAGCACAGCUUACCCAUUGCUAGACACUGGAUAACUUUAAAUGCUGACCUGUUUGAAGUGUGGUUAAUGCAAGCUUGGGACUUAAUUUUAAUAGAAAAGGUGGCAACAAUUUCAAGACCGGAGGAACAAUGCUAAAUCAAAUAUACGACAUGGUUUUGGUUUUUUUGUAUGCUUUGACAACAGAACAAGGCUACAGACCGCUUACAGCUCAUGAAGAUUUAUGGAAGGACACUUUAAUUUGACUUGGGAAAUAUUUACAUGAUACUGAAUUACUUUGAAAUGAGACCGUGCUCUGGUGAGUCUUUAUAUCCUUUCUUACGUUGCUCAAAUGGAGAAAAAAACAAGUCAUUUUUAAAAACCCAGAACUUUUUGCAUCUUUACCCUGCUCCCAGCAUUGACCAUGGCAAUCAGUCUCACUAGAGUCGAUUUUCAGUCUUUAUCUCUACUGGCCAGUCGGCUGCAAGGUGUAUGCGCAUGAUUCAAUCAGCAAUCACUGUGCUGCUAGGUUCCACCUUGAUCUCCAGCUCACACUUUUUUUCAAGCAAUUCCUUCUCUUGGAGAAUGAGCUUUUAGCAAUUUCCAUUGAAUAUAGCCUGAGAGGACAUUCAUCCCUCACCCGGAGUUUCCUUGUGAUUGGCAACAUUAGCCAAUAAGAAGUCAUCAGGACACAGCCAUUUGCAUGGAAGACAGGUGUUUCUAACUGAUGCCCCCAACCAAUCCUGUACUUGCUGUGAAACUCCAGGUUUAUCCAGUUCUUGUGUGCUGCCCACUAACUGGGUCCUGACUCAGUCACACCUCCUUGGGCUAGGGUUCAGUUUGUGGUGGAGUGAGAACAAAGCAAGAGCAAAGCUGGAUUGCUCAGCUACCUCCAGAGAAGCAGGCAGCAAAGGGGAAAUCCCUCUUGCUUUUACAGUCCUCAUUGUAGUUACAGGUAAGUAGCCGUGUUGGUCUGAGUCGAAGCAAAAUAAAAAAAUUCCUUCAGUAGCACCUUAAAGACCAACUAAGUUUAUAUUUUGGUAUGAGCUUUCGUGUGCAUGCACACUUCUUCAGAUAUCUUCAGGUAUCUGAAGAAGUGUGCAUGCACACGAAAGCUCAUACCAAAAUAUAAACUUAGUUGGUCUUUAGUCCUCAUUGUAGUAAACCUUUUAAGUUCUCAGUCAGGCUGGAUGUUA
This is a messenger RNA of Zootoca vivipara (common lizard), 6314 nucleotides long. RefSeq names its product zinc finger protein 318. The record is from RefSeq and is a predicted model, not a curated record. Gene Ontology annotation, cellular component: nucleoplasm. NCBI's taxonomy places the organism in Eukaryota, Metazoa, Chordata, Lepidosauria, Squamata, Lacertidae. Gene Ontology annotation, biological process: positive regulation of DNA-templated transcription; negative regulation of DNA-templated transcription.